This is a messenger RNA of Priapulus caudatus, 2672 nucleotides long. Its product is annotated as RNA-binding protein 45-like. The coding region runs from base 92 to 1573 and encodes 493 amino acids. The transcript is spliced from 14 exons. Gene Ontology annotation, molecular function: RNA binding. Lineage: Eukaryota; Metazoa; Priapulida; Priapulimorpha; Priapulimorphida; Priapulidae. The record is from RefSeq and is a predicted model, not a curated record.
CGCCACCAUCAUAAACCAGAGCAUACGAUAUAUUGAAUUUAAAGACGACAAUUUUCUGCCAUUGUUCGUUUUGAUAGAAAACGCAUAGGUCAUGUCGUACAGAGAUAGAAGAGAACACAAAGAGCGGUUCGGCGAUAUGGAUGAUCCACCAAACAGUCGCCUCUUCAUAGUCUGUAGCAGGGAUAGCAAGGAGGAGGAAUUUCGCGAGAUAUUCGAGAAGUACGGCAAAGUCGAAGACAUAUGGAUCGUCAGAGACAAACAUAGCGGAGAACCAAAAGGUGUUUGCUACGUGAAGUUCUCUAAGUCUUCAGAGGCUGCGCUGGCCAUGGAGGAGAUGCACGGAAGAUGCGUGGGCCAGAAUCCGAAACCCAUUAAGUGCAUGAUCGCCACUAACCGCGCAGAGGGAUCGAAGAGAGAUGCUCCGAACGAGGAGGGUAGGAUGUACAGACUAUUCCUCAUCGUGCCGAAAAGCCACACGGAAGAGGACGUCAGGGAACAUUUCAACAAGUUUGGUGACAUCGAUUAUGUGACAAUCAUCAAGGAUAAGUCGACUGGUGACCCAAAGGGCUUCGCUUAUGUGAAGUUCCACAAGGCAUCUCACGCGGCACUGGCACUGGAGAACUGCGACUCGUCAUACAGACCGAAAUUUGCCGACCCCAAGUUUUCUGCGGGAUGGCGAGAGCGGGACAAGAGGGAUAACAAGGAUUACGAUUCACGUAGCCAAUAUUCCGAAGCGUACGGUCACAGCCACAACCAAAGCCAGCAGCCGGACUGGUCGAUGUACGGCGUCGGCACGGGACAGCAGCGGCUUCAACGUUCUCGUCUCCUCCUCCGUCACUACGAGCAGGUCUACCGACUCUUCGACCUCAUCCCUGGCCUCGAAUACUGCGACCUCAAGACGGAUGCUAACACCGGCAAGUCGAACGGCUACGCGAUCAUCAAGUAUAGCUCGGGACAGGCGGCGACCUACGCUCGCGAGAAGAUGCACGGGUUUGAGUACCCGCCCGGCUCGAAGCUCAUCGUCAAGUACAACGACGAGGGCGACCCCUGGUCAUCCGACGGGUCGGGAAACAUGAACCCAGAAGUGGCCAAUCAGCUUCAGGGGCUGGCCAGUGCACUCCAUCAAGCUACUGGGAUCCUGAAAGCUGCUGGGUUACCUGUUCCGGACAAUCUGCGGCAGGUUGAGAGCAUGGAAACCCUUCCAAGCUACAACACAACCUCUUACAGCACAACAGGCAGCAUGACCCCUGGUUAUUGCUCCGCCCCGCUUCCCGGACCCCCCCUCCCCCUCGCCGACAUCAAAACCCCGGAGGAGAUUCGAUUGUUCCUCGUCUUUCAUCCGGAGCCGCCGCCGCUGUACACUCUGAAAGAUGUGUUCAGUAGGUUUGGAGAUCUGAUUGAGGUGUACUGCGUGGGACAUCGUAACAUCGGCUACGCAAAGUACGCGUCGCGCGAGGCCGGUGAGAGAGCCAUGGCAACGCUGCACAUGCAAGAGAUAUGCCACGUGAGGAUGAAGGUUCUGGAGGCAGACCCGCCGAGCGAGAACUCGGCGCGCAAACGCCAGAAGCUGUAAAUCGGCCUAGACGUUGAAAAAGAUGACUAACCAGACAAGACGGAUGUGUCAACCGACGAUUUGAUGACGCAUCAACGCUUGUCACACGUUUACUGAACUUUACUGAAGACCAAGACACGUCGAACGCUACUUGAUGUGACGCGGACACAACCGGUCCACGAAUUACGAAACAACGUCACGUGACGACGAUGACGACGACGACGACGUCGUCUCUGCAGAGAUAUUGACAGCUCUCAUGCACAGUGAGAGUGACCUUCGACAGUGACUGUGGACGGUUUUUCUCGAAGUGACGACAUUCGUCCGCUCUUAAAACCGACUACGGAGCAUCUGUUACGAGCAUAACCGUACUGCUUGCAUGCCUCACUUGUAAUGCUGUCAAAUUCAGCCAAAUUUGCAUCCAUCAUUGGUUAAACAGGAAACAAGUAAUUGCACAAAAAUAGUUGGCUAUACGCAUACAAGUUUAAAGCUAGGGGCUCUCAUACUCAGAUGGCAUUGACGUUUAAUAUUAUGAUGCAUAUUUAUUAUGCAUAGCAAAUACCCGUAAAUUCCAUAUCUGUCUACCUUAUAUAUAGAUAUACGCAUUAAUACAUGUAUACAUAUUUAUGCACUGUGUCUAUAUGAAUGUGCAUAUAGUUAUAUAAAGAUGCAUGCGUGGUUCCACAAGCCACAUAUGUAUGCCAUGUCCUCACACUCGGUGGUAAAAAAAGAUGUGUGAAAGUUGUUUUUUGGAUUAAUUAACCUACAGAGAAGCGAGUGGGAGAUCUGUCUCAUGUUGUCGUAGGCUGUCAACCCAUGUGUAUGCGUGCGUGUGUUAGCAAUGAAACAGACUAGACUACUAGCUCCACCUAAUGGAUGGAAUCGUAAUCUUCAGUGGGACCCGUGUUUGGAUUUUUCAUUGGUACCCCUGAUUCUAAUCUAGAGUAGCUGACGAAAAUUUCGGUUGGCGUUUCUACAAGGAAGAACAGGGAAGUAUAGGGUUUGUUUUAAAGACGAUAAGUGGUUCUGUCAUUAGGUAUAAACCUGGGCCCCGUUGUCAGAAACAAAAUUAGUCUUAACAUUAGUCUUAACACUAACAUUUUCUCGUAGACCGUCGACAGCA